Molecule: messenger RNA, 3929 nt
Organism: Williopsis jadinii
Lineage: Eukaryota; Fungi; Ascomycota; Saccharomycetes; Phaffomycetales; Wickerhamomycetaceae
Product: heavy metal translocating P-type ATPase
Exons: 1
Coding region: 64-3573 (1169 amino acids)
Biological process (GO): monoatomic cation transport; copper ion homeostasis
Cellular component (GO): membrane
Molecular function (GO): ATP hydrolysis activity; ATP binding; P-type divalent copper transporter activity
Source: RefSeq, a predicted model, not a curated record
CGAGUUGAUUAUUCUUGAAAGCACGCAACAACAGAGAAAGAAGCAAACAAGACUACAAGUAGAAUGCAGCAGCUCACGAUAGAGAUAUCCAACAUCCACUGUGAAGACUGUGAACAGGCAAUCUUGUCUUGCCUUGGUGAUGUCUUCUCCUUUGCUGGCUCACCGUCAUCUUCCCUUCCUCCGGUGAAAGUACAGAUAACAAACGACCAGGUUGUUACAGUGACUUGUAAGGACAAUACAGUGCUUCCAAGGUUGUACAAACCAGUGCUAUCAAGAAUUGAGCAUGCCGGGCUAAUAAUUGAGGAGUAUGAGCUAUAUGACAUGGCCACAGAUGUCUCAUUGGUGCAUCACAGACGAAGUGCAUGGUCUUCUCCAUGGAGCCUAUUCUUUGGUGAAAGGCAAAGAGUAAGGGUACACAACCAGCACUGCUCUAAAUGCCGCAAUCAGGACCAAGAGGCGUCCUCUUCAACAUCGACAACAGUGGCUGAAGGCACAGAAUAUAGAGCUGUAUUUGCCCUUGCUGGCAUGACGUGCGCUUCGUGUGCCAACACUGUUACGAAUUCAAUUCAAGAGGUUCUCAGGAAGUAUCUUCACAACGGCACUGAUCCAAUAUGUUCUGUUGACCUUAUCAAAAGCUCAGCAGUAGCCAUUAUCCCAAAUAAACAAGUUGCCAAUAUCAUUAUUCAGGAAGUAAAGGAAGCUGGUUAUUCUGCUACCCUUGUUGAAGUCCUUCCAGUUGAAAGAGAAACCAGGUUCCGCGUGCAGGCUGCAAUUGGUGGUAUGACGUGUGCAUCUUGCGCAUCGUCUAUCUCAACUGCGGUUCAAAGUUUACCGUUUUUAGAGGAACAUUCAAUCUCGGUGGUUUCCAAGUCUGGUGUCUUUAUCCUUGAUUCUGACGAUCAAGACACAAUUUCAAAGCUGAAGUCUGCUAUUGAAGACUGUGGGUUCGACUUUGAAGUCAUUGACAUAUCAGAGAUAAGUCAUGCUAGCACAAAGAAGUUGACAAGAACUGUGAACCUAAAGAUCAAAGGCAUGUACUGUGAGCACUGUCCUGAUGCCAUUACAGAAAUUCUCAAACACAUCGGUGACUCCGUUGUUAUAGAAGACCCUAUAACACUGGAGCACCCAUUUGUCAAGCUCACAUACAUCCCAUCACCACCGAGCCUAACAAUAAGAUCUGUGCUGCAAAAGAUCAGAGACAAGAACUUUGAGGUGGAGAUUGUGCAGGAUGUCACUCUUGAUGAGCAUCUACGUCGUAUGGCCAAGGCAGAAACUGCAAAGAUUUCAAGUAGAUUGGUCCUCACCAGCAUUGUUUCGAUCCCGACUCUUGUUUUUGGAAUGAUUGGUAUGUCUCUUCCACAUAACAACAAGUUCAGAAUGUGGUUAGAUGAGCCACUCUUCGUUGGAAACGUCUCCAGAAUGGACUGGAUAUUGUUUAUAUUGGCAACACCUGUGUACUUUUUCGCAGAUGACAUUUUCCACAAGAAAGCAAUCACUGAGAUCUCAGCACUGUGGAAGCACAAUGUGUCCUGGAAGAGAAGGUUCUUUAGAUUUGGGAGCAUGAACUUGCUGAUGUCAUUGGGAACCACCGUGUCUUACGUGGCCAGUAUAGUUCUACUAUGGAUAACUGCACGUCAAGUUCCUUCGGAGCAUGGCCAUGGCUCUAGUGCUAGUUAUUUUGACUCUGUGGUGUUCUUGACAUUCUUCCUCCUCAUUGGACGUUUAUUGGAGUCCUACUCAAAGACUAAAACUGCUCAGGCAAUAACGGAUUUGGGAACUCUGAAACCAAGCACUGCUAUUCUCCUUACAAGGGCAAAGGAUGGUACGUAUGAUAACGACCAAGUUGUACCAAUAAAUCUCUUAGAAGUUGGCGAUUUCAUUCGCAUUGUUCCUGGUGGGUCACCUCCGGUGGAUUGUAUCGUCGCUCAGGGAGAAGCUCAGUUCGACGAGAGCGCAUUGACAGGUGAAUCCAUCCCAGUUUUACACACAUCUGGAGAACAAAUCUUUGCAGGUACUGUGAGCAGAGGGCCUCAUGCGAUUAUCGCUAAGCUGAGUGCUUUGGAGGGCACAUCGCUACUGGACAACAUCGUCAACACGGUAAGAGAUGGUCAAAUGAACAAGGCUCCGAUUGAAAAGUCUGCAGACGUUCUAACCAGCUACUUUGUUCCUCUGAUCACGUUUCUUGCGAUUUUGACCUGGAUUGUUUGGUUUUCCCUCGGUUAUUUUGGUUUCAUUCCUGAGAGUUAUAGAGAUAACGAAGUUGGUGGAUGGGCUGCGUGGUCUCUUGAAUUUGCCAUUGCUGUGUUUGUCAUCGCAUGUCCAUGUGGAAUCGGUCUUGCUGCACCAACAGCAUUAUUUGUGGGUGGUGGCUUAGCAGCACAGAAUGGUAUACUAGCUCGAGGUGGUGGUAUGGCUUUCCAGCAGGGCUCCAAAGUUAACGUGGUUUGUUUUGACAAAACAGGUACUCUUACUGUUGGUGGUGAACCAAGAAUCACAAACUUUGCGCUUCAUCAUGAUAAGUCCAUCAGAACGUUUGCUCUCCAGGUUUCCAGGGAUCUUGAAGUUAAUUCGAGUCAUCCAUUGGCGAAGGCUGUUAAAUCAUUUGUUGAUCACACUUCUAACAGGCUGGGAGUCCAGCUCUCGCAGGUGAAAGUUCCUGAGAUCCAUGAAAUUGCAGGAAAAGGUCUUGCAGGUGAAGUCCAUCUCGAUUCGGCUGAACCACAGGAUAGUCUGUGGAACCAGUAUAAGCCAACAGCGGUGCUGCUUGGUAAUGAGAGACUAAUGGAAGAAAAUGAUGUAACCUUGUCUUCCAAGCAACAGAGGCUAUUGAAUGAUUGGAAAGCACAGGGAAAGAGCAUCGUCAUUAUUGCACUUCAAUGUCAGAGCUUCUUCAAAACAGAUGCAUAUGUCCCUGUUCUCCUUCUUGCUUGUCGUGAUGAAAUCCGCCCAGAAGCGAAGAGCGUUAUUGAAGAGUUGAAGAAGAGUGGUAUUCAGGUAUGGAUGAUAUCGGGUGAUAAUACCACUACGGCAACGACUAUUGCCAAAGAAGUUGGUAUCGACAAUGUCAUUGCAGAAGUUCUUCCAGAGGAGAAGGCGACAAGAAUUAAGUGGAUUCGAGAGACCAACCUGAUAAACAAUAAGCCACCUGUGAUUGCUAUGGUUGGUGAUGGAAUCAACGAUGCACCGGCAUUAUCCACAGCCGACGUUGGUAUUGCACUAGCAUCAGGUUCUGAUCUGGCUCUAACUUCUUCAGACUUUGUAUUGUUGUCUCCUUCUCAUCCUCUUGUAACUUUACUGACUCUUCUCAAGUUGAGCAAAAAGGUUUUCCUCAGAGUUUACUUCAAUUUUGGUUGGGCCAUCUGUUACAAUGCCAUUGGAAUUCCUAUUGCGGCUGGUAUAUUUUACCCGAUCAACCACGCUAGACUGUCACCUGUGUGGGCUAGUGCUGCUAUGGCACUAAGUUCUAUUAGUGUUGUCUUGAGCAGUUUAGCACUUAAAUGGUUUAAAAGACCCCAAGUUGUGCUCGGCUUAGAGAAGCUGGGAGACUUGGAAGCUGUUGAGCAAGAUUUAUAGAGUUUUCAUUAAAUCCAUACAGUGUAUGUUGCAUAAUUGAAUAGAAGUCCUUGUCGCAUAGAUUGAUGGUAUUAAUUAUCCCAGUAAGAUUGGUUUGUUGAUGAAUGCAUAUGAGAAACUUACCCUGGAUAUGCUAUCGCUUGACUAUGUUGGAAGCGGAACUGAAACAUGUGUACCAAGUCACUUUGAUCAGCGUGGAAAAGGUACUUACGCUGGACAGACUUCUUUGAAGUUUAAUUUAGCAGUAGCCUCUAUGUUUCCAAAGGCUCGAUUCAAUGGUUGUGGAGACUCAAUUUCUUGAAUGGUUUAUGAUUGUUGCUACUUUGCCCAUAUCAUUAUUGUUUUUUGAUGUCACC